Messenger RNA from Meloidogyne enterolobii, 432 nucleotides. The record is from the annotation of a GenBank genome assembly. NCBI's taxonomy places the organism in Eukaryota, Metazoa, Nematoda, Chromadorea, Rhabditida, Meloidogynidae.
AUGCUAAGCGUUCAAACGGCUUUUUUACAUUUUGAAAAAAUCGAUAGCGAAAUAGUAGAGGAAAAGAAAAAGAGAAAAAGUCAAGCUUUGUCCGUGUCCCCUCUAAAGAUCGAUUGGUUAAAAAGAUUGAUUCGGCCAAGAGGGGGGAGGUUAUUUGAGGGAGAGGUUAUUCCUUUUUUGGGAAUUAACCUUUUUAGGGGGGAGGGUAGUAUUGUGUUGCGGACAAGACUUGCUUUCUUUCAAUUUUUGAAAAAUGAAUCCAAUUUUUUCAGUACUUCAGCAGCAGCAACAACAACAAAACUUCAGCAGCAGCAACAACAACAAAACUUCAGCAGCAGCAACAACAACAAAACUUCAGCAGCAACAACAACAAAACUUCAGCAGCAGCAACAACAACAAAAGCCCCAUAUUUGGGCACAAGCCCCAUGUUAG